AUGACAAAAAUGAUUUGGGACAACAAAUUCAAUGAUGAUGAAAAUAAUAUUAACAAUGAGUUUGACAUUGAGUCAUCAAAAGAUGAUGUUGAUGCAAGAACCGGCAUGAAGAAAGGACCAUGGACCCCACAAGAGGACAUGAUUUUGAUGGAGUACGUGAACAAGCAUGGUGAAGGGAAUUGGAAUUCUGUUCAGAAGAAUUCAGGAUUGUUAAGAUGUGGAAAAAGCUGCAGACUUAGAUGGGCCAAUCAUCUAAGGCCAAAUCUAAAGAAAGGUUCAUUUUCUGAAGAGGAAGAAAGAAUCAUCAUUCAACUUCAUGCUAAGCUUGGAAACAAAUGGGCUAGAAUGGCUGCUCAGUUGCCGGGAAGAACAGAUAAUGAAAUCAAAAAUUUUUGGAACACGAGGAUGAAAAGGCGUCAAAGAGCGGGUUUACCUCUUUACCCUCCUGAAAUCCAUGCAGAAGCAAUUGCGUACAACAAUCACAUAAUGCUUCAACAUGAGCCUUUCUCUUCUUCAUCAUCCUUUCCUUUACUCUUAUCUUCAUGUUACCCUAAGAAGUUUGAAGAUCCAAAAACUUAUGAUUAUAAUCCUCUACAAAACAACUCUGGUUCUACUUACACCAAUCCAUGUCCACAGUUCAGCUUUUCCAAUGAUGAAACCCUAGAGAUUAAGGAAAAUCUUGCUUUGAAAAAUUCACCUUCACUUUCUCCUUAUCCAUCUCCAUCCUCAAAUGUUUUCAACCAAGGUUUUACUCCUCCAAGUGAUCAUUCACAUGAUCAUCAAUAUUCUGAAAAGUUGAGCUAUGAUCAUCAUGGAUUCAAUGCUGGAUCUCGGUAUGAUUCUGCAACUCCUGCUUCAUCUUAUGCUAGUGGUGUUAAUGAUUACUAUGAAGUUGCACCGCUAUCGUCUGAAGGAAAAAAUAGUGGACUUUUGGAAGAUGUUGUGAUGGAAGGUAGAAGUAUUUCAGGCAAUGAUAAGGGUAAGAGUGUGGACUCAUACAAGAGGAAACGUAUGGAGGCUGAAGAAUAUGAAGAUGAAGGAGGCGUUGCUUCUUUGGUGUCAGAUUCCAUAAAGAAGAAGAAGAAGAUUAUUGAUGAGACUCAUAAGAAAGAUUUUAGCUCUUCUGAAUUGUCAACAGGGAAGAAACCAUUUGUGGAGGAUCCUUUAGCAGAGAUGAAUUCAAUGUACGAUGAUGACUUGGAUUGCUUGCUCAACAAUUUUCCCUCAGAGAUACCAAUGCCUGAAUGGUACUGUAGAGGAAAAAACCAAACAUUGGGACUUGAAACUCAAACUGAUCAUGCUUCUUCAUCAUCUGGCCCCACCAAUCAAGAAUUUGCUUGGACUCUUGGAUCAAGUUGGAAUAACAUGCCUGGCAUAUGUUAA
This is a messenger RNA of Lathyrus sativus (Indian pea), 1383 nucleotides long. Lineage: Eukaryota; Viridiplantae; Streptophyta; Magnoliopsida; Fabales; Fabaceae. The record is from the annotation of a GenBank genome assembly.